UGAAAGUAAAGCUAGCUCUGGAAUCCAAAGUUAUGAACAUGAGAGGAGAAUAAGUCAGCCUCUCCUGGACAAUGUUAGGUCGUUGGUGUAGCUGUCUAGUAUGCUAAGUCAGAAUGUUUAAAGAUGCAUUACGGUCUCCCCGUUCAUUGUGUAGGCUGACAAACUACAGCUCCCAGGAUGUCUCAAGUUGUAGCUGCUGAUAAAGGAGCGUCUGGUGUUGCAUUUCCGCCUGGGAGAUGUAGUCUGCGUAUUAAAACCUGGGCUUCUCGCCAGCUGGCGCUUUCUGAAGGUCCAGUUAGCCCACCUGGAGUGACACGCGCACGGCUGGCCACUCCCACACCGGAUGCGGGGACUCUCCGCGCUCUAGGCCACUCCUAUUCUGCGGCUGACCCCUAGUGGUCACGUGGAGCUGUUCGCCACGCAAGUCUGGGUCCUUCCGCGAUCGACCGGGGUCCUCGCUGCCCUGGAGUCGCUUCUGAGCUGCCUGUUCGCGCGAGAAUUUGGAGGGGUCGGUCUCUGGCUGGGGCUCGCACGGCAGCACCCCCGAACCCCGCUUAGGUGCCAGUUUGGGUCCGGGGAGCUGGGUCAGGCGGUCGCCGGGGCACCCGGUGUCUGGGAGGCUGUGAAGCGAUCUGGAAAAGCCGGGACAGCCCCACUCCCCCGCAGCCAGGUGUAGGUUCGAGAGACACCGCGGCCAAAGUGAGAGUCCGACGGUCUUCCAGUGCUUGGGCCACGGCAGCGGCCCUGGGAGCAGAGCUGCUACAUAGCCCUGGGAGCCACAGGCAGCAGAUGCUAAAGCACCUACAUUUAGGGCCUAACCUGUCGACGACGUAGUGUUGGAGACUGAGCCCGAAGUCCAGAGGUCGCGCUCCCACCCAUCGCCCUGGGGUGGAGCGACCCCAUCACGCUCAAGAUGAAAGGCUGGGGUUGGCUGGCCCUGCUUUGGGGGGCCUUGCUGGGAACUGCCUGGGCUCGGAGGAGCCAGGACCUACACUGCGGAGCUUGCAGGGCUCUGGUGGAUGAACUAGAGUGGGAAAUCGCCCAGGUGGACCCCAAGAAGACCAUUCAAAUGGGAUCUUUCCGCAUCAAUCCAGAUGGCAGCCAGUCAGUGGUGGAGGUGCCUUAUGCCCGCUCAGAAGCCCACCUCACAGAGCUGCUAGAAGAGGUAUGUGACCGGAUGAAGGAGUAUGGGGAACAAAUUGACCCUUCCACCCACCGCAAGAACUACGUACGUGUAGUGGGCCGAAAUGGAGAAUCCAAUGAACUGGACCUACAGGGCAUCCGAAUUGAUUCAGAUAUCAGCGGCACCCUCAAGUUUGCGUGUGAGAGCAUUGUGGAAGAGUAUGAGGAUGAACUCAUUGAAUUCUUUUCCCGAGAGGCUGACAAUGUUAAAGACAAACUUUGUAGUAAACGAACAGAUCUAUGUGACCAUGCCCUGCACAUAUCUCAUGAUGAGCUAUGAACUACUGGAGCAGCCUAGACCAGCUUGAUGGAUCACCCCCAGGAGGGGAAAUGGUGGCAAUGCCUUUUAUAUUAUGUUUUUACUGAAAUGAACUGAAAAAAUAUGAAAUCAAAAGUACAAA
This is a messenger RNA of Otolemur garnettii (small-eared galago), 1583 nucleotides long. RefSeq names its product canopy FGF signaling regulator 2 (gene CNPY2). The record is from RefSeq and is a predicted model, not a curated record. Bases 914 to 1462 code for a protein of 182 amino acids. NCBI's taxonomy places the organism in Eukaryota, Metazoa, Chordata, Mammalia, Primates, Galagidae. The transcript is spliced from 7 exons. Gene Ontology annotation, cellular component: endoplasmic reticulum.